Messenger RNA from Cryptomeria japonica (Japanese cedar), 987 nucleotides. RefSeq lists its product as uncharacterized. Gene Ontology annotation, cellular component: nucleolus. Bases 284 to 874 code for a protein of 196 amino acids. Gene Ontology annotation, biological process: negative regulation of protein kinase activity. Gene Ontology annotation, molecular function: protein kinase inhibitor activity; double-stranded RNA binding; protein kinase binding. The record is from RefSeq and is a predicted model, not a curated record. NCBI's taxonomy places the organism in Eukaryota, Viridiplantae, Streptophyta, Pinopsida, Cupressales, Cupressaceae. The transcript is spliced from 2 exons.
UUAACAGUUUGGUUCAACCUUAUUUCUUGAAGUUACUUCAACCGAUAGAUUUCUGUCAACGUGUGCGCUACACUAACAAAUUUAAUAGCUCGUCAUCCUUCGAUAGAUAUAUUUGAAAUAUCUAUGCAAUUUAUUUUGCCUUCUAUAGUACCAUUUAAGAUCUUUUCACAAAAAUUCCCGCUCACAGAGUUUUGAUCCAACCAGGUUGCUCGAAUCAAUUCACUUGGGAAAUAAGGCAUAAUUCCAUUUACUCGUCCUUGCGCUCUGUCUGUCCGUGCAUCAAAUGUCGAAGCCGAAGAAUUUGGGGGUUGGAAACAACUUCAAGCAGAUGGUUUGUAUUCCUGAACAGAGUGUAACAGCAGGAGCAGGAGCAGGAGCAGGAGCAAUUGUUGAUUACAAAGAGUCAGAAGGUCCAUCGCUAAAAGAGAAUGAAGCAGAAGACCUGGAAAUCAAGCUCAGACGCAUCAUUGAGAAUGUACCCCUAAGAGUCAACAACACUUCCGGCAGUUCUGCAGGUUCUGGCUCCGGUGAUUUUCAUCAGUACAGACAGAUGAGACGAAGAGAACAAGAUAGGCUUGCUCGUAUGGAUGCAGACUACGAGAAGAGGAAAGAAUUGGAAGAAUUUAAUGCAAGACGGGAAGAAAGGGUAAGAGCUGCAGAAGAGCGAACUGCAAAGAAAAGAGCAAAACGUCAGAAGAAAAAAGACAAGGGGAGACAGAAAAAGAAAAAAAUAGAUUCUUCAGUUUCAGGUCAACCAGAAAAUGUUCAGCCAGAUUCGGCUGAAGAAGACUCUUUUGAUUCUGAUUCUGCUGAUGAAGGCCAAAGGAGGCCUAUAGCAAAGGUUAAACAAGGAUACCAAGCAAAUCUGAGUUAAAUAUGCUUGGAUUCUGAUCCAACAAAAUUGUAUUUGUAAUAGAUCGGUGAUUACAAUGGCUAAAACUGAUAAUAAGGUUUGUGCUAUGUCAAACGUUUCCUUGAUUGUUGCUA